CAGCCAAAACACUUACUUUAAUACUUGACAUCAUGGAGGACGUAGGAAUGGAGAUUCAAAGAGAGGAGCCAACCUUCGAGUCUGUCGUGACUGAGAAGGCCGCUCUCCAUAAAGAAUUACAAGAGGAAGAUUUGUAUACCAAAUACAAGAAGCUCGCGCGUCAUCUAGAGCUUUUCGAUAUCCAGGAAAGCUACAUAAAGGACGAGCAAGCAAAUCUCAAACGCGAGCUCAUUCGUGCUCAGGAGGAGGUGAAGCGCAUCAAAUCUGUCCCACUCGUCAUCGGGCAAUUCCUCGAGGCAAUUGACCAGCACACUGGUAUCGUGGGUUCGACCACCGGCUCGAAUUAUGUCGUGCGCAUUUUGUCGACAUUGGACCGAGAGCUGCUCAAGCCUUCGUCGUCUGUUGCCCUUCACCGGCAUUCAAAUGCCCUUGUGGAUAUCCUUCCUCCGGAGGCCGACUCAUCAAUAGCCAUGCUUGGAAAGGAGGAAAAGCCCGAUGUGUCUUAUUCAGAUAUCGGUGGAAUGGACUUGCAGAAGCAGGAAAUACGUGAAGCGGUUGAGCUUCCCCUCACGCAUUUCGACCUUUAUAAAAAGAUUGGUAUCGACCCGCCUCGCGGUGUCUUGCUUUAUGGACCACCUGGUACGGGCAAGACCAUGCUUGUGAAAGCAGUCGCACAUCACACAACUGCGUCUUUCAUUCGCGUGGUUGGUAGUGAAUUCGUGCAGAAAUAUCUCGGAGAAGGCCCUCGUAUGGUCCGUGACGUCUUCCGACUUGCCAGGGAGAAUGCCCCUGCCAUCAUCUUCAUCGACGAGAUAGAUGCCAUUGCGACCAAGCGGUUCGACGCUCAAACGGGAGCGGACAGAGAAGUACAGCGUAUUCUGCUGGAGCUUCUCAACCAGAUGGAUGGUUUCGACCAAGGAAGCAACGUCAAGGUCAUCAUGGCCACGAACCGCGCAGACACGCUUGAUCCUGCUUUGCUUCGUCCUGGUCGGCUUGACAGGAAGAUUGAAUUCCCUCUACCAUCGAGGCGUGAAAAACGUCUCAUAUUCCAGGCUGUGACUAGUAAAAUGAAUCUUGGUCCAGAUGUAGACCUCGAGGAUUAUGUGUCAAGACCAGAUCGGUUAUCUUCCGCAGAAAUAUCUUCUAUUGCACAGGCAGCUGGACUUCAAGCUGUACGGAAGAACAGAUAUGUUAUUCUUCCUGUUGAUUUCGAAGAGGCGUGGAAACAAACCGUCAAACGCUCAGACGAUACUCACGAGUUUUGUGAGUCCUCCUCGUUCAUCUGUCUGCGAUGCAUGAUGCUCAUGCCACAUCGUCAAUCCAGACCGGUAGUACAUGCAUCAUAUCACUGUAUUCUACGAUUGCAAUUACAUUUAUUCUUCCCCUUCUCGUGAUCGAUGGUAUCUGCAAAUCACAGCUCUGUCACUUUAGCGUCUCUCUGCUUUCAUACGGAGGGGCGCUCAUUCUUAUGAGCGAUAUAAAAUGACAUCCUGUGACAUAUUUUUGCCCCACUUGCUUGCCUUCGUGGAUGAGCUUAAGGCUCAGAGAGCAGUGAGGUUCACACGCAGGAUAUAUCUUCUCGAGUUGAAUCACUAUCCCUAACUUAGCUAACCUGUACCAUUGAAGUUAGGUACUCAAGGUGAGUGGUAUGUCGUGAUCGCAAAGACUCUGCUGAUCACCUAU
Suillus subalutaceus is the source of this 1683-nucleotide messenger RNA. RefSeq names its product P-loop containing nucleoside triphosphate hydrolase protein. Gene Ontology annotation, cellular component: proteasome regulatory particle, base subcomplex. NCBI's taxonomy places the organism in Eukaryota, Fungi, Basidiomycota, Agaricomycetes, Boletales, Suillaceae. The record is from RefSeq and is a predicted model, not a curated record. The transcript has 8 exons. The coding region runs from base 33 to 1394 and encodes 453 amino acids. Gene Ontology annotation, biological process: proteasome-mediated ubiquitin-dependent protein catabolic process. Gene Ontology annotation, molecular function: ATP hydrolysis activity; proteasome-activating activity; ATP binding.